This is a messenger RNA of Chionomys nivalis (European snow vole), 3300 nucleotides long. RefSeq names its product RAD51 associated protein 2 (gene Rad51ap2). The record is from RefSeq and is a predicted model, not a curated record. Bases 1 to 3300 code for a protein of 1099 amino acids. The transcript is spliced from 3 exons. NCBI's taxonomy places the organism in Eukaryota, Metazoa, Chordata, Mammalia, Rodentia, Cricetidae.
AUGUCACUGUCGCGCCCCGCGUGGCCUGCAGGCCCUGCCCGGCCUGUCCCCUCCACACGGCCUCCCGAGGACCCCGCUGCGACGCCACCCAGCAGCAAGCGGCCUCGUCUGGAGGAGCCUGCCGGCGUCUCGGCGGCGGCGUGGCCGCUGCUUGUGGUGCCUCGCUUGUCUGAGGUAGAAAAAGUCUGGGAGUGGUCGCCCAGACCCUUCCCAGCGUUCCUCAUUCCAAAGAACCCGGGCAGCUCAGGCGGCGGGAGGCAGCAGUGUGGCCCGGGGUGGCAGGACAGAACGUUCCAGACGCAGAGCUGUUGGCAGUCUGGAGUCUCAGGAAGAACAGGUUGUUCGAGGGCUCCAGAAAAGUCUCAGGAACCGGGGCUGCAGGAGGUUAGGGAGGCUCUAGGUGUGCGCCAUGAUGACCCAGCAGAAAUGAGUCCCGUUCUACCCAACACCUCCAAGCCCGGUAUCCAAAGAGUCAAACCUGAGCCUGAAGAACUUCCUGCCCCAGGGAAGGGAACUACUCUGAAAGAAAAGAAUUCUGUGAGACAGCCAGGAAGCCCAUUUCUAGAUGUUACAUUUUCUGAGGAAACUAAGCCAACAUUAUAUGACAUUAAGGACAGAUGUAAAGUUGUCAGUGUCAUAACCUCAGAGAAAAAAGAAAACAUUUCAUCAUCUACACUAAAAAUACCAAGACUUCAAAACCAGGCCUGCUUGGGAAGCGCCAAACCAGGUUAUUUUAGAGAUAACAUCACAAUAAUUUCCCCUGAGUUCCCAAGGGAUUUAAAUAGCAACAUGUCCUUUGUCUAUUUAAAGGAAAUAGCAAAGAAAAAGAAUGACAAAGUUGUGGCAUAUGCUAGAGAUUUCACAAACAUUUUCUGGUCCCAAAAUAGACCUGAUGCUAAGAAACAAAAGUUUCAGGAUGAUAAAAAAAUUGUAUUUGUGGAAAAUGAUUUUUGUGGCUAUUAUGAAAGUCAACAGCAGUCACUCCCUGUUGAAGGGGAAAUAGACUUGAUCAGUUUAAACUGCUGUCACCGUAGUAGUAUCGAGGGUGAUGUAAGAUACUCCAGCAAGAAUUCCACACUAACACUAAAAGAUGCUAACUGGGAGGGAACAGAAAGGAAUCUAGACUGCUACCUACCUACCACACAAGAAGAAUCUCAAAGCUGGGACUCUAACAGAGCUAUUUUGAAAAGGAAGAGACAAAAUUCUUGGAUAAAGAAAAAUUUUAGGGUUAUCUGUGGAACUGUGAAAAAACUUACAGAAAAUUCAAAUUUGGCACAGUUACUAGAGACUGACCUUUUAAACAAGGGAGACUAUCACAAUGCAAAAGUUAGGGAUGUGCAUGAACCACAGUCAAGUACUCCAGUGAUAGGAACUCUGGGUACUUCCCCCAAUUUAAUAAAGAUUGUUUGGUUUAAUGGUAAAGAUGAAAAUGCCAAUAUACUACAGCUGAAGCACUAUACUAUGCAGAAAUACAUAUCUAGAAAUAAAGAUGGUAGUACUUUGACCUGCCAUCAAAUGUUGACAUGUGAAAAGCAGAUUGAUAUACAAAAGAUUGGCAUUUUGAGCAAAUUCUUGCAAAAUAACAUUUCAGAACUCUAUAAUAUCAUUCUGAAAACAAAUAUAGUUUCUUUGCUCAAUCACUUUGUUUCUUUCAUAAGAAAUGGAGAUGACUCAGAAGAGGGUUACAUCUUCAAAUGCUUAGUGCAUUUGAAUUAUUUGAAAAAUAUUAUAAAGGAAAGUCAUGUUGUAUAUCUAACAAGGAUUUUCAUUUCUUCAAGACCAUUAGUAAACAACACAAAAUCUAUGGCAAAGAAAAGAAAGCUAUUUAAAAUGGAGCAUGUUCUUGAAGGGGCUCAGAAACACAGCAUCAUCUCUCUUAGUAUAGCAACUAAAAGGUUUCCAAUUUACAAACCACAUGAAAAUGUUCCUCUUUUACUGGAUUUUGAGGACACGGAAGGACUUUCUUUGUCAAAAGAGCCUAGUUAUGAGAAUGCAAGUUGUUCUGAGCAAUUCCUAAAUGUGGAGAAUUGGGCUUACUAUAGUUUUGGUAUUGCUAGCACACAUGUGAAAUCUGAUAUGCUAUUUAUACAGAAUAACUGUGGACAUACUAGUGAAAAAUACUAUGAAAGUGGUAUGUCCAAUCAAGAUUUAGAUAUUGAAAAGAAGCAGAAGCAAAAGACACCUCAUUCUAUUUUUCAGUUCGUAUUUGAACAUAUUUUUAAUGCUAGGCAACUGAGCACAUUGCUAAACGAAAAUAAAAUACAUAGUGAUCAGAUAAAUGCUAUGAUGAUAACUCAGAAGUCCAACUUGGAGAACUUGCUAGAUGACAUAGAAUGGAAAAUAUAUGAUUUUAUUUUGAAGAAAUAUGUCAAGAUCACAGAAAGUUCAAGUAGUUUCCAAGUUCAUAAAGCUAUCGGCAUAGAGAAAAAAGAGGAUAAUCCUCCCCCAAUCGAAAGCGAGUCUUCAGUGCAGGUAGCUUCACGAGUGAGUAAGGACAUAAAUGUGAGAGAAAUUAUAUCUGCUAAUCAAAAUAGUGGAGCUAACACAAAAGAGACUGGAGACAUUUUGCAAGAAGGCGAGUUAGCUAAUUCAGCACGUUUUCAUCCAGAGAAUGACUCUACAUUAUAUGCUGAUCAUCAGUUUGAAAGUGAUUCAAGUGGAGAGAACAAUGAAUGUUUUCAGGGCUUAGCUGAUCCAUGUUUACCAACAGAAACUCUGCCAAUAGCAAAGGAUUUCGAGAUGAAGAGUAAAUUUGAUUUAGUACUUGAAGAGCUUCGUAUGUUUCAUGAAAUUAGUAAAGAAAAUGAAAUUCCAAGUACAGCAGAAGCAAACAAUAGGAAAGAAAAUUACUUUGGAGAAAGUAAUGAUGUUAAGGAGGCAAGAAUGGAGAUAGAAAAAGAUUUGGAAAUGGUUGAAACCAACAAAAGAAAUGCACCUGCUUUGCCCCUUGAUUUGAAAGCAGGCUCCAACAUGCAUAAAAGACACCAACGUUUAUUUAAUUGGAAAGCAAUCCCUACUCAUGGGGGACAGGCAGUUCCAAAUGAAUAUUGCUGUCCACGAUCAGAGGAAGAAUCCCUCCAUUCUACUCCUGAGGAAGAUUAUAAGAAACCUUUCCACAAAAGUCCUGCCUUUUCUGCUGAGGAAUGUAAAAAAGAAAAGAAUGAUUAUUUAUUGAAGGGAGGCAGUCAUUUGUCACAUGGCAUUUCCAGAGUACAGCCUCUUAAGACGUGCAACCGUCCAAUUAGAGUUGGCUUGUCAAGAAGAGCUAGGCUGAAACAGCUCCAUCCUUAUCUGAAAUGA